AUGCAAUUGCAGUGAAGGAGAGAUUGUACUAUGUUACGAGGAUCUUGAUGCUCAUUUCCAAUUGAACUCAAAACUGCUCAUAGUAUCAAUAUUUUAUCUCUCGAGAAUCAAAUGGAUGCAAAAUUAAUUUUUAGUAAAAGAGUUGAUGAAUUAAGGGCAAUUAAAGCUUCAGGGACAGAUUGUGCAGAGAGGAUAAAGGCAGCCGAAAUAAUAAAAGACAACUGGUUAAACGUUCUUAGCAAAAUUGAAUCAGCUCAAAAAAGUGAUGAGCGAGUUUCAGAAGUCACUGCUGAUUGUAAAAGUGAAGAAUUAAAGUGUGAAGAAUCCAAAAUUAGCCCCGUACAUCAAAACCCCAGGUGAAUUGAUAGCAAAGAUGGAACAUCAAAUUUCGAUAAAAAUGAAGAUAGAGCCCCAAAAUUUAAUAAAAAUGAAAGAAUAGAAACUAAUGCCUAUUUUCAAAUAGAAUUUCCUACAAAAUAUGGAGAAAUUGUUUUAGUUGUAGGAAAUAAUGAAAAGCUUGGAAAUUGGGACCCAAAAAGGGGCUUUCACUUAGGUUGGACAGAUGGGAAUAUUUGAAAAGGGAUAGCCUCAUUUAAUGACAUUGAUCAUUCAGUGCUCCAUUAUAAAUAUGUAGUUAAAAAGGAUGACUGAUUUAUAUGGCAAGAUAAUGAAGAAUGAAAUAAUAUCCUGCAAAGCAGACUAGAAAAUUGUAAUAUUGAGUUCAAUCUUCACUACUGAACAAGACAUGGAGAAACUAUUUGUGUUUCAGGGAAUCAUGACAAACUUGGCAACUGGGAUCCAAAUAGAGCAUUUAAGUUAAAGUGGAACGAUGGAGGCUUGUGAAGCAAUUAUAUUUCAAUAAGAAAGGAAGACCUUCAUUCGAUUGAGUAUAAAUAUUUACUUAAAAAAUGGGAUGGAAACAUUUGGGAAUAUGGAAAAAGUCGCAAAAUUAACUGCAGUGAAAUUAGUGCAAGCAAAAAAGUCUUCGAUUGGUGGCAAGUUGAGAAAAAAAGUUUUAUUGAUUCCGUUUUAAGUGGGAUAUCAGGAAUAUUUAAACCCUAA
Molecule: messenger RNA, 1062 nt
Organism: Blepharisma stoltei
Lineage: Eukaryota; Ciliophora; Heterotrichea; Heterotrichida; Blepharismidae
Source: the annotation of a GenBank genome assembly